Sporothrix schenckii 1099-18 is the source of this 942-nucleotide messenger RNA. RefSeq lists its product as uncharacterized. The record is from RefSeq and is a predicted model, not a curated record. The transcript is spliced from 2 exons. Lineage: Eukaryota; Fungi; Ascomycota; Sordariomycetes; Ophiostomatales; Ophiostomataceae. Bases 1 to 942 code for a protein of 313 amino acids.
AUGUACUCCUUCGCUCACCUCGCCGGGCUGACUGCUGGGCUGACAGCUGUGCUGGGCACGGCCCACGCCUAUCCCCAAGCCAACGCCGUCGAUCCAUCGCCUGUCACCAUCAACCCGACCGUGCUCGACCUAACUGAAACCGGCUCUGGCUGCCCCAUUGGCAACGGCGGCAUGGUGCACCAGAUGAAGGACGGCACGCCCGUCUUUGCAUUUGUGGGCUGGAACCUGACCCUCAACGGCUCGGCCAUUCCCAUUGACGCCCCGGAAGGCAGUCCAGGCAACAACACCGGCGGUCACGAUGCGCAGGACAACCGCGUCGUGCGCGGCUCCGUGGCCAAGUUCUGCAAAGAGUCGAUUUCCCUCGGCAACGCCCCUGUCGGCUACCAGGUACACAUUCGCGAGGUCUCCAUUUCGGGCGUCGCCGAGCUGGACCCGACGUCGUUUAUCGGCAUCCGCGUUAACACGCGAUUCGACCACAUCGAAGCGGGACGCGCUCGAGCGACUGUCAACGCUUCGGCGCUCAACAAAGGCUCAUUCUCCGUCACACUGAACCCGAGCCCCGUCACCUGGUCGCCGUGCGUCAACGACACUGGCCUCCUGCCGGUCAUUUCCGUGCGCACCUCGGUGUCGCUCAAUGGAACGGCCGUCGAGGCCACCGGCACGUACUCGAGCGGCAAGCUGGGCGGUGCAGCAGGUAUCAACAUGACUGCUGGUGGCAUGGACAACGCCCUGAACCUGCAUUUUGUGCCGGAGUGGCGGCCGUGCCCAGCGGAGUCGCUUGCGCCGUCAGCACCCACAGAGACGGGCACAGUAGCCCCUGCACCCCCUGUCGAGUCCACCCCAGCCGCGCCAGCACCGACAACAUCGACAGUCCCUGUACCCGAUCCGCCCAUCAAGGACCCGCCCGCACCGAGUCCGCCUAUGAAUAUGGGCGGUAUGUAG